This is a messenger RNA of Miscanthus lutarioriparius, 1791 nucleotides long. The record is from the annotation of a GenBank genome assembly. Lineage: Eukaryota; Viridiplantae; Streptophyta; Magnoliopsida; Poales; Poaceae.
AUGUUGCGCCGAGGAGCAUUGAGGAUUGAUGGGCAAGCUGCAGUGGCGGGCGGAGGGGUGGUGGAGAUGGAGCAAGCAGACGACGGGGGGCAGGGAUGGAGAGCUGGUGUGCCGCUGAAACUAUGCUUUCUGUGGGGCGACGUAUUAAGAUCAGAUGAGGAGCCACCACUAGGCCGAGCUAGAGCCGAGGUUGAAGACGAAGACAGCGCUGCUAGUACGAGACGAGGCGGAGAUGGAGCGCGACUUGGACCUAGUUGCCUGAAACUGGGCCGCGACGAUUGCAACGGCCCAAUAGACACCCAUCCACCUAGGCCCAGAUGCCUUACGGGGCUACUGCAGGGCACAGGGCGAUUGUUAUGUUAUGUACGGUAUUUCUCUAUUGAGGCAUGUAUUAUUGUUAGUUUCGCUGUUACAAAAUGGAAAGCUCAUCGUAUCUGCUGGGCAAGAUUCAACUCCUUCGAGGAGGCCAAGAAAUUCUACAACCUGUACUCUUGGGAGAUAGGCUUCGGAAUACGGAUUUCCAGGGGUAGGAAGAACGACAACGACUACAUUACAAAAAAGGACAUAUGUUGCUCAUGCGAGGAUCACAGCCCGAAUCCAAACGCAGCAUCAUGCAGGACAGGCUGUAAGGCAAUGAUCUGGCUGUUAAGGCUUAAAGACCAUAGCUGGUACAUUAGCCGGAGUAUUACCGAACACAACCACAACCUGUCUGGGAGCUGUGGGGAAAAGAAGCAGUGGAACUCACACAAUCAGUGCCAAGCAAUGGCUGCAGCAAUAAGGACGACGAUGAAGGAUACAAGACACCGCUGGUGCAAAUGGCAUGUACUUAGGAAGGCAAAGCAGUGGAUAGGGAAUGCAUACAACAAAAAUGGAGGAUUCAAGAAAGAAUUCCACAGGCUAGUGACAGAGGAGGUGUCGGCGCAGAAAUUCGAAAGGAGGUGGUGUCAGCUAAUAAGGAAAUAUAAGCUGGAGAAAAACAAGUUCCUUAAAAGGAUAUACAAGAAAAGGGGCAUGUGGGCAAGGCCAUACUUCAUGAAUGUAUUCUGCGCUGGAAUGACAAGCACGCAGAGAAGCGAGAGUGCAAACCACAUGCUAAAACAAUUCAUCCAGCGGUCAGCCCCAAUGCACUUGUUUGUCAGCAAAUUCAACGAAUUCCAAUGCGGGGACAGGAACGAGCAGGAGGACAAGGAGAUCCAUAUCACAAAACAGAUGAGAAGAAAAAGAAGAAUUGGAGUGCCAAUAGAGCGGCACGCGGAGGAGAUUUACACGAGGGCAAUGUACGAGAGGUUCAACAAUGAGCUGUACCAUUCGGGGAGCUACUCAAUAAGGCAAAGGCUGGGCACCCACAAUUACAUGGUGGCGCAUUUCAAAGAGACUGAGGGCCCAGAACAGAGAGCAUUCAUCGAACAUGUGGGCAUACUAUGCCGCCACGCGCUGAAGGUACUUGUACACAUGGAGAAAACUGAGAUACCAGCAGGUAACAUCAUGGCUCGGUGGACAAAAAAUGCUACAAAAGAGAAGAAUAAUGGGAUAGAAGAAAGUGGUGCAGACUACGACAACGAGACAACAGAGUACAUCCGGAAGCAACUAUUGCUGAAGAAGGUGUUGACUGCUGCUGGCGUGGACGGAACGAUAACUGAUGGUUGGUUGAUAGAGGCAAUGGCAGCCCUAGACAGGCUUACCUCAUUGAGGACAACAGUUAAGGGGGGAGCUGUGGCAAACGUGGGAGAGCGCAUUGGCUCAGACGAAGAAGCACUACCAAGCCAAUGUCCACCAAAGGCCAAUCCGUAG